AUGCCUCAGAUGAAUCCGCUUUCCGGCUCGUACGCGCAGUUGCAGCCGCAGCCCGGGCAGCCGGCGUCCCCCACCAAUGUCGUACGCCCUGGGCAGGGCAGCUUUCAGCUGCAGCGCCCAGUGGGGAGCCUUGGUGCCAUGGACGGGGCACCUCAAGUCAUGAUGCAACCGGGUCAGGGAAUGAGGACCGUGCCGGCCAACGCUUCCAUGGGACAUGGACCGUCUCGAGAGCAGGCGCUGCAGCAGCGCGUCGCCGAGUUGGAGGAGGCCUUGAGGGGCAAGGACCAGGAGAUCAAGGAGCUCCAAACGGCUCUUAGCCGGGCGGGUAUAAAGCUUCCUUCCAGCUUCGCCAAGAAGGCCAAAGCGCGAGAAAAGGUCGGCAGCGGCGGCUUUCGGAAAGUCUCGCAGUCGCAGCCUGCGGUGCCCUACGAAGCCAUUGACCAGGCCACUCCUUUGCCCGCAGACGCAGCCUGCGGUGCUCCGCUCCUCUCUGAGUCUCAGACACCCACUCAGUCGCAGGAGGAUCCGAUUGACCUCCGCCUGGAAGAGUUCUACAAUGGCACGGGCUCGGGGUUCAAGGGACAACGGGAAUCCUUGGUCGGAUGUCUCGCUUCUGAUGCAAAGCGUCAGGACGGAUGGAACCGAAGCAAGUUCGGUCCGAUCGAGAAGUUCCUGAUGUAUUACGAAAAUAUUGAGAGGGAGAAGGCGACAUUGACUUUGAAACGUGAGGAGAAAGCGAGAGGAAGAGAGGGAGAGCCCAGAGUCCACAGUCCACGCAGGCCGGGAUCCUCUUGGAGCCUUGAUGGGGCUUUGACGGCCGUCGGGCACUACGUGACCCUUUCUGAGACGGACAAAGACUAUCCGGUGGAAAUCCAUGGGGAUUUACAGGGCAGUUUCGCCGCGCUCCGGGCACUUCAGAUAUUGGCGGUGUGCUUGAAAAGGUUCGCUCCUGCGACAGCAUGUUGCGUGACAGCAGUUUGCACAUUUACACAACUCCAGAUGUCCAUAGCCACAGCCAUAGCCUUCCUCGUGCCGUUCUUGGCUGGCGAGUGCUUUGGCUUCGGCGGGUUCCGUGCAGCCCUGCUGCAGCCCAGCUCCGGCCUAAGCGACACCAAGCCUCAGGCGGCCAGCAUGCCGGCCAGAAGACCGGCGCCGUUGUCGGAUGACGCCCUCAACGGGAGGAGCAUUGGCGUGGGCGUCGAGGCCACUGUCCAAGGGGCAACGUUGCUAGGUGCCACGAACAACGGCAUCCCGCUCCCGGUGAAGAAUACCUUCAUCGACGUUCCCUCAGGCUUGACGCCCUCAGCCAUGAAGUUGGACACCCCGUACAAUCCACUUCUCACCGCGCCAGCUGACCUGAACCAUGCACCGGGCUUCCUGCAGAGGACACUGGCAUCCGUUACCAGCAGUCCACAGGGUGGUUUGCUACCCAUCUCGCCCGCAGCUGUGAUCCAUCGGCGUGUGGUACAAUCGCCUGUUGCGACUCCUGUGACUCCUUCCCCAUCGGGUGCUAAAUGGGCAAAGUCUGCAGGUCAUGUGGGAGGAACGACAGCCAUCCCGGCUUGUGUUAUUGCUGCACCUUCGCCCACGAGAGCUUUGGCCAUUUCGAGCACUACGUGCACCACAGAGGCCACGCAGCAGGUAGAGCCGCUGGAUGACGAUGAGGACGAUGAUUCCGGAUCCGACCAAGUGGUCCCAGUGCACCUUCGCAAUCCCGAGGACGCGCCGAGGGCUCCGGCUGGAGCCAUACAUCCAUCACUGGGCUCGGAGGGCCAUGAUGAGGGCGGCUGCAAGAGGUGCUGCUUCUUCCCGCGUGGACGCUGCACAAAUGGGUACAACUGUGAGUUCUGCCAUUACGAGCACGAGAAGAGGAAGCGAAAGAACAAGAAGAAGAUCAAGAAGAAGGAGGGUACGCCAAUGGCCGGGGCCAUGUUCCACCCGCUGGACUUGAGGCCUCCACAGAUGCCACCUGCACAGGUUCCUCCAGCACCGCUCGUUCUAUCGCAAGCUCUGCCAAUGCAGGCAUGCGUGCAAUCCUAUGCCGGCUACCCCCCUGAAGCGGAAAGGCCUGUGAAACCACUUCUCAGCGUCCAACCUGUCCAAGCAUACGCCGGACCACCAGCUGAGCAGGCCGUUCCUGGCCAGCACAUCAUCUACGGGCCAACGGUUGGUGCGACGGAUGGGCCGAUGCAAGCCGUUCCCACCAUUGUCAUGACGUCGCAGCCCAGCCAGCAGAUGCCAGCGCAGCCUGUGGUGGCACAGCAGCACUUGCCUCCGCCACCAGCGCAGACAAUGCCUGCCCACAUGGUGCCAACAGCACCAGCACCUUUGCCCCCCCACACAGUACCCUCGAUGCAGACAAUGCCUCACACGGCACCACCCAUCCCUCCUAUGCCCCAUGCAGCCCAUACCCUGGCCCAAACGAUGCCGGCACAGCAGUUGCCGCCCGUGGGCACCUUGCCACCCCACAUUCCGCCACACAUGGUGACACACGCAACGGCACCCGCUGCAGCUUUCUCACCUUAUCAGUAUCCCUAUCACGCAGCAGCACAUCAUCAGGCUUAUGGCGGCGUGCUGGACCCGACUCCGCCGCCGCCGAUGCAGUCUCCGAAGCUCGGGCAGGCAGGCUUCCAGGCCUUCAUGAUGCCUCCUCCAAUGGGUUCCCCCAGGCUGCCCAUGGACAUGAGACCGAUGUUGGGCAUGCAAGCGGCCGCUUAA
Symbiodinium sp. CCMP2592 is the source of this 2718-nucleotide messenger RNA. Lineage: Eukaryota; Dinophyceae; Suessiales; Symbiodiniaceae. The record is from the annotation of a GenBank genome assembly.